AAUAAAGGGCAGCACGGGAAAAUGAGGUGUGCCUGUAUUUUGGUCAGCAGUGAACAUCAGUGUAUGCAAUACACUGUGGGAAUCACUGAUUUAAGCAAAUGGCUUCAGUUUUAAUUUUGUUACUCCUACUGUGAUAGCUAUAACUCUAGGUUUUUUGUUAUUCUCGUAUACCCUAUUUUCCCAUUAAGCAUUUUUAUUUUUAGGAAGCCACAUCGUUACAGGAUAUCAGUUUUCUUUUAAGCAUAUGAUUUUAAAUGGUUUGUUUCAGUGUUGUGUGUAACUUUACUGCAUCCUAGAUUAGUAGCAACAUUUCUGUUGACCAACUCCAAUUUUAUUAUAGAAGUCAACUGAAAAAACAGAACGUAACAGCUAACAUUGUUAGAAUGUGUAAUCUAUUAAAAGAGGAAUGAACAGAAUUUUAAAACUUCAGUGAAAUGAACAGUGCAGCUUAUUUCAUUCUUUUGGAAUCAAUUUUAAGGGCAUGAACAUUCAGUAACUGGAUUCUUCUACUUCUUCCUAAAAUUCCUCACGACAAGUUUGUUGGGUUUAAAAAAAAAAAAUCAUGUUUUGGUCUCUGAUUUGCUGAGGAUCUUGCUGUGUGUCUGCUGAAGCAAACAUGUAUCUGAUUGUGAGCGAGAGAAUCACUAGAGAGUGGUUAGCAGGUUGAGGAUGUCAAUAAAGUGCUCUUCUGCAACCGUGCAUUCUUUCCUCCUAUCUGCAGUGCUCCAGCUGUGCCAAUUCAUGCUCGCUUUCUCCAUUCAGUUCCGAUUCUUUGUCUGGAGUCACCUGUCACUUUCCAGUCAUACAAAGCCCGUGUCCUUUUUCACUCAUACCAACACAUCAGAUGAUGAGUUGCCUUCUUUCUAAGUCAGCCAGUGUCUUCAGGUGCCUAUGUUUGGAGUUGGUUGUUGAACACCUUGAUGAAAACAAAUACCUGAUAUUCAAAGAAAGGUUAUUAGUGUGGAUGAAAGGUAGAAACUAGAAAUGUGAGCCAAGCCUUUUAAAAGAAUAUAAAGAGAGAAAACAAGGCAAAUUCAGAUGACACGCAAACCACAAAGUGUUCCCAUUAAACCACGCUAGCUUUCUAGGGUAGACGGAAACUAACAACGUCGCGUGAGGUGCCAUGUUAAAUGUAAACGAAGACAAACGUUCUUAGAGGGAAUCCAAAAUUUCUACUGUGACUGAGGUGUCAAGGCAAUAAUGCCCACGGAGCUCUUUUUGUCCUUGUGGUACCGCACCUACAGUUUGGAUAUUGUGACUUGUGCCUAGCUACCUAAUCUUCCAUGAGAACCCAUCAUUUCUAUCAAGUAUGUAUUUUUGUAAGAAUCACUAUUUAAGAAAUAUCACAGUUACUCCUUAGAUGUGAUUUAAAGAACCCUGUGUCUAUAAUCUGGUGCCUUCUUGGUAACAGUUAUUGACAGUCAGUAUAAUUUACCCUAAAUUUUCUUCUUUCAAAUUUAAGUUUUGAAAAUAACCUCGAUCUCAACUUGAAUUUUCUCUUAAAAGCCAGUAGCCAAACACAUGUGGAAUUCCCAGGGCUAGCAGCUCUUGAGGCUUCAGAACAAAUUGAUGUGCAUUUGCUCUUCUGUCUGGUAGGUAAAGAGUAAGGCCCAUUCAUGGCCGUAUCAGUGCUCUUUCCUUCCAGGAGCUCACUGGUGACAGCUUUACUCUGAAUCUGCUUUUCUUCCCCUCAGUCUUGGAGGUGGAACAUUCCUAGGCCUAUGUUGCUUGCUGACUGGUUGUGAGACCUUUGAAGAAGCUCUGGAAAUGGCAGCUAAAGGCGACAGCACCAAUGUUGAUAAGCUGGUGAAGGACAUUUACGGAGGAGACUAUGAACGAUUUGGCCUUCAAGGAUCUGCGGUAGCAUCAAGCUUUGGCAACAUGAUGAGUAAGGAAAAGCGAGAUUCCAUCAGCAAGGAAGACCUCGCCCGAGCCACCCUGGUCACCAUCACCAACAACAUUGGCUCCAUUGCUCGGAUGUGUGCAUUGAAUGAGAAUAUUGACAGAGUUGUGUUUGUUGGGAAUUUUCUCAGAAUCAAUAUGGUCUCCAUGAAGCUGCUAGCAUAUGCCAUGGAUUUUUGGUCCAAAGGACAGCUAAAAGCUCUGUUUUUGGAACAUGAGGGUUAUUUUGGAGCUGUUGGGGCACUGCUGGAACUGUUCAAAAUGACUGAUGAGCAGUAGAGAUGGGCCACAGAUGGACCAGCCUGCUGUGAGAACAGCGAUUCAAGCUCUGCGGCUGGAGAGGGUGAAGCCACUGUGGGAUGGAAGCCAAGCCAUUAUGGCAGAUGAACCUGCUGGAUUUGUAAAUAAUUAAAAUCCUUCUAGCUGAUCUUUUACUCUUGGGUUUUGAGCUUAUGAUUCAAAAUGGGGAAUACAAGAGUUUUUUCUGUAUACUGUAUUUUUUAAAAAAAUAUUUGUGCAGCGUGGCCAAACCUACCAAUUUUAUGCAUUGACUUUGAAAAAAUUGUAUGAUGUUUAAGAAGGACCUGAAAUGUAAGUGCUGUUUAUUUUUCUUCUGGGGUUUACUGAUCAGUGUGGUAAUUUUAACUUCAUUUAGUAAUUACUCUAGGAGAUUUUACCUUGACUUAUAUUUUUCAUGACGUUUCAUGAUUUGCUGUUGGUUUCAAAUGAAACUACAAAUCUGUCAUGUUUUACUGUGAACACUAUUUUGUUUGUUUACCUUUUGGGGUCUUGUUUUUUCUGUUUGAAUGUCUUAGGGAAAAAGAGAGUCCUUCCCCCUGUUUCUGUCCUCGGAUGACUCCCCGUCCCCCCUCCAAUACCGUUCUUUAAUGUAAUUGUUCACAUCACUCAAGGUGCUGACCAACUCAAUACAAAGUUAAGCACGAGAUCUAAAGCUCUCAAAAGUGCCCUUGAAGAGAAAACUCUGAAAGAGUGUUCAUGAAUUUAGUGAAUCUGGCAAAAGUUGAAAAUUAUAUGCAAUUUUGUCAUAUCCCUUAUGAACAUACAGUUAGAUUUAUUUUAUGUUAGGUUAUGUUAAAUUGAAAUGUUCUCUGAUGAAGUGUCCUCAUCCAUGCACAGCGUAUGAAUGGCAACAAAUCCUUGUGCAAGAUGUUGGGAUUUACAGGGGAAAGUCUCCCGGUAGAUUAACUGUUCACAUUGGGAUGUUUAGGAGGUCAUGGGUUGAGAUGUCAUGUGGUAAUAUCUGUGUUUUGUACAUGUAUGUAGCUAGGAGCUUUGUAACAAGGCAUCUUAAAUAAUAAUAAAGUUGUAUUUUAUUUGAAAUAUUUUAAACUGGAUUUCAAUCCCACUUUCUAAAAUUAAAAAAAUAUGAUACUGAUCUAUAAAUAUUUUUUCUGUUUGAAAGAUAUCAUUGGGACUGAUGGGUAACUUUCAAAUGCGAGUCUUGUACAAAUACUGAAACACAUGAGAUCGAAUGAUUUAGAACUAAUUCAUCUUUUGAAUUGAGCAUAUUGCUGAAAGGGAUUUUUGAAGGGCAGUACAAUUGCUCCAUGAUGAAACUUUCCUUCUCUGCCUUCUGGGCACUAUCUUUAAUUUCCAUGUCUUCAGGUCUUGAAGAAGUUGAUGUUAAUGGAAGUAUUCACUUGUCUGGU
Kogia breviceps (pygmy sperm whale) is the source of this 3572-nucleotide messenger RNA. Lineage: Eukaryota; Metazoa; Chordata; Mammalia; Artiodactyla; Physeteridae. The record is from RefSeq and is a predicted model, not a curated record.